Molecule: messenger RNA, 2034 nt
Organism: Prunus dulcis (almond)
Lineage: Eukaryota; Viridiplantae; Streptophyta; Magnoliopsida; Rosales; Rosaceae
Product: F-box/kelch-repeat protein At3g61590
Exons: 3
Coding region: 591-1808 (405 amino acids)
Molecular function (GO): protein binding
Source: RefSeq, a predicted model, not a curated record
UUCAAAAUCCAUAAAAUGCUUGAAUAAAACCACAGAACCCAUCUCUCUAGCUCACUCUAUGUUUAGUGCACAAAAACAAAACUCAAACUCUCUCUCUCUCUCUCUCUCUCUCUCUCUCUCACACACAUAAACAGAGAGACGCAGACCCUAUUGAAAAAACGCCUUCUCACUUCACUACCUGCCUGUCGUUUUUGUUACAUCGAAAAAGAAACGGAAGUCACUUCUCUCUAUAAAAUCUCUUUCUUUCUAAUUGGGUUUGCUGAGCUGAGGCAUGGUUGCCGGCCAAAUCUAGAGUAGCCCAUUUCAUGGUUGUCUACCAUUUGAAGGAAAUCUUCUUCUUUUGGACAGAGCCCUUCCCGUUUUAGCUGGUGCUUUGUUUAAGGAGGUUUGGUCGGUGAAAGAUCAAUUCUUUGGCUCAUUUAUUUCUUAACUGGUGUCAAUAUUGAGUCCCUGAACAAAUCCAAGCAAACCCAUUUGGUCAGUGACAGUGGAAGAGGCUUCAAAUUAAAGGCUCUGACUUGUAUUGGUUUUUAGACCACAGGUUUCAUAUUUCAUAUAUUGUCAGGUUUUUCUGUUUACUCUUCUUGAUCAUGGAGGGAGAAACAUCAUGGUUUAGCCAUUCCUUUGAUGACAUGGCCAGAGAGAUUGGGGAGUUUGAUUCUUUCUCAGAGCUCAGUGACGAAGGGAAUAAAGAAGCUACUGCAGUUUCGGUGGAUUUGAUUCUUCCUGAUGACCUGUUGGAACGGAUAUUAGCCUGUCUACCAGUUGCAAGCAUUUUCAGGGCACGUUGUGUGUGCAAAAGGUGGUAUGAGAUUGUUAGUUCAAAAAGGUUUCUAUGGAACUUUUCACGUGUGCUAUCACAAAAACCUUGGUAUUUUAUGUUUACCAGCUCUAAUGAACCAACUGGUUAUGCAUAUGAUCCUAUCCUUAGAAAGUGGUAUGGCAUUGAACUCCCCUGCAUUGAGACAUCUAAUUGGUUUAUUGCUUCAUCAUGUGGUUUGGUUUGCUUUAUGGACAAUGAUAGUAGAACUGAGUUAUAUGUCUGCAACCCUAUUACCAAAACACACAAGAAGCUUCGGGACCCCCCUGGCUUGAGAUUUUCUGAUUACAGUGCACUUGCAGUUUCUGUUAACAGGAAGUCACAUGGUUAUACUAUCUCAAUUGUGAAAUCUAAGCAAGUUACUGGGAAUUUUUUUCAAUGGGAUGUCUCCGUUCAUAUUUAUGAUUCAGAAACAAUGAGGUGGGUGACCACUUUGACAGAGGUUCUGACAGGAUGGAGAGGUGGGGAUGAGAGUGUAAUCUGUGAUGGGGUUUUGUACUUCUUAAUUUACUCAACUGGGGGUGGGGCACCGAAAAAUCGUCACGGUCUAAUCACAUAUAACCUCUCUUCUUGUCCUCCUCCUGGGUUGUUGAUAAGGAGCUUUAUUCCUGUACCUUGCCCUCUUACAUGUGGCCGUCUGAUGAACUUGAAGGAGAAGCUGGUUAUGGUGGGAGGGAUUGGUAAACAGGAUCGGCCUGACAUAAUUAAGGGGAUUGGUAUCUGGGUUCUAAAUGGGAAGGCGUGGCAAGAGAUUGCGAGAAUGCCGCAUAAGUUUUUCCAAGGAUUUGGGGAAUUUGAUGAUGUUUUUGCCAGCAGUGGCACAGAUGAUCUUAUAUACAUCCAGAGCUAUGGAGCUCCAGCUCUUCUUGUCUUUGACAUGAGCCAGAGACAUUGGAGAUGGUCACAGAAGUGCCCGGUAACAAAGAGGUUUCCACUUCAGCUCUUUACUGGUUUUUGUUUUGAACCGAGGCUUGAAAUUUCUCCCUGAUAUGUUUCCUUGUGGAUUGAUAUGAUGUGGUGGUGCAAAUUGUUUUGCUUGAAAUCCCUGUGUUUCACCUUUGUUUUGUUUUCCCACUAGUUUGAGUUACAACAUCUGUGUUCUAAAAGUCGUAUAAUGUACCUGCAGAUAAGCUGCUCGUUAUUCAUGGUCAUGGGUAUAUUAUUCUUUGCAUUGGAAAUGCCACUCUGGUAAAUACAAUCAUGAGUUCCUGACA